Molecule: messenger RNA, 258 nt
Organism: Priceomyces carsonii
Lineage: Eukaryota; Fungi; Ascomycota; Pichiomycetes; Serinales; Debaryomycetaceae
Exons: 1
Coding region: 1-258 (85 amino acids)
Source: RefSeq, a predicted model, not a curated record
AUGAGCAGCGAUGUGGAGGUAAAAUCAGAAGGCAUAAAGAGCAAUGAUGUGACAGAGGAAGAAAACACAACAUCGGCAAGCAAUGAAGAAUCUAAGCAAGCAAAAAUUGACAAAAUUCUUUCAUUGAAAGAGAAAUCAACUACGCUUUUGAUGAAUGUAAGAUAUACUAAAGCUUUAUGUGAUAAAUAUGAAAAUGAAAAUCAGUAUCUACAAGAUUAUAUCGGAAGCUUGAUGCAAAAUAACGAACUCAAUAAAUGA